Stylophora pistillata is the source of this 3617-nucleotide messenger RNA. Its product is annotated as prominin-1-A. Gene Ontology annotation, cellular component: membrane. The record is from RefSeq and is a predicted model, not a curated record. NCBI's taxonomy places the organism in Eukaryota, Metazoa, Cnidaria, Anthozoa, Scleractinia, Pocilloporidae.
AUGGCUGUUUGGCGUAGGAUAAUUCGUGCAGACCUUUGUUAGACUUAGACCUCUGUGGCGUGUGCUCAUUUCUCGUCAAUGCAGUGGAUUUCUCGCAGUGUUCAGAACGACGAAGUUCCGCAUGAAUUAUCUGAAGAGGUCUCAAAGGAAUUGAUGCAAUUUGGCUUGAACGUGCUGCUUGCAAAAUUCAGGAAAAGGUUCACUUCCUAGGUGAAAAAUUAUCAAGAACCUCGUGACAUUCAGUCUCUUCUUGUUUACCAAAUUUUGAGUGAAAGACAAACUGUUUUUUCACGGAUUUAUUUGCAAAGACUUGAUCGUACAAGUCAUUACGCGGAAAGUCAACAUCAGCAAGCUUCAAGGUGAUUUGGCAGAGUGAUUGGCAAACAUGUCGUCGCCGGCAACUACAUUUCUAGUUUUGUUUUUCUUUUGUUUUGUUGUCUAUGGGAGCUGUGAAACGCCGACAGCGCCGACAGCGCCGACAGCGCCGACAGUUAACGGCACAAAAAUAAAAUGGAAUGACAACUUUGAAGAUACAAGCUCAGAGGGAUCUGAUCUCAAGACAAAGUACGACGCGAAAGGCCUACAACCUUGGUACAAUUUCGCAAAUUCUUUCAUCGGAACAGUUCUCAGUAAAGACCCUUACGGUCUUCUAAUUAAAAUCAAGGAAGAUGGCUUAAAAGAAGACGUUAUCAAGAAUGAUAUUAUUAAAAGCUAUGCCAUGGGAAUGAUUGUUUGUGUGGGAAUUGGUAUUUUGUUCUGUGUGCUUAUGCCAAUUGUUGGGUUUUGUUUCUGUUGCUGUCGCUGCUGUGGAAAAUGUGGUGGGGAGAUGUCACAGAAAGAGAGAUCAAAUAAUGGCUGCAAAAGAGCUGUGUUUGCCGUGAUUCUUACUGUGAUCACACUUCUGAUGUUCACGGGAGUCUUGCUGACAUUUGUCUGCAAUGAUCGCAUGAGUGAAACUGUCAAUGAGAUGCAGACCAAUUCAGAUGCUAUUAUAGAUGAAGCAGUCAAAUUUAUUAACCGUACUGUAGGGGAAGUUGACAAACUCCUUGGUGUUGACUUUGGUUUUGUGAUUAAUCAGUUGACAACUGAUAUUACUGAUGAAAAACUUCAAAGUGUAGUGGGUGACCCUCUACUGAAGGAAUUAGAUACAGUCUCUCUUAAGCCAAUAGAAGCUGUGAAGAAUUUGGCUGCGAGCACUGAAACAAUGAGGAAUCAACUUGAGAGCAUCAGAAACACCAGCAGCAGUCUGUCAAACUCAACAACAGAACUUCAAUCGGGUCUGGAUGAAGUCAAAACCAACUUGACAGAGAUUUUGAAAAGUUGCGCUAAGUUGCCAAGUAUUCCAGGUGCCUGCAAUGAUACCAACCCAAAUGACCUUGCUACUGGAGCAAACUUUACAGAUCUUCCUGAUGUUUCAGAACAACUUAAAAGUGUUGAAGAUGUUGUAAAUGAGGACUUUGAGAAGACAGCCAAUGAAGGACUUGCAGAAGUUAGGGACAUUCCCCAAAAGGUCAUCAAUGACACAACUGACACACGGAAAGAUAUUAGAAAAAUGAUUAGCAAUGCAACUAGCACUGUCAACAAGAUGAGAGAUGAUCUCAAGAAAAUUGCAAAUGAUGAUGUCAUCUCAAAACUUGAGGAAUAUAAAACUGAUACCAUCCCAGAGGCCAAAAAACAAGCAGAAACUUAUGACAAGUACAGAUGGAUGGCUGGUGUUGGGUUGACCUGCAUUCUUCUCCUUGUUGUGGUGUUGAUGGCUCUUGGCUUGAUGUGUGGUGUCUGUGGUCAUGACAAGGAGGAUGUCAUCUCAAAACUUGAGGAAUAUAAAACUGAUACCAUCCCAAAGGCCAAAAAAGAAGCAGAAAAAUAUGACAACUACAGAUGGAUGGCUGGUGUUGGGUUGACCUGCAUUCUUCUCCUUGUUGUGGUGUUGAUGGCUCUUGGCUUGAUGUGUGGUGUCUGUGGUCACGACAAGGAGGCUUCACCAACCACUCGGGGUACAGUGUCCAACUUGGGAGGUCUUUCUCUUAUGGCUGCUGCUGGGUUCUGUUUCAUUUUUGCAUCAUUUUUGAUGCUAUUGACCACAAUCUGUUUUAUUAUUGGAGCACCAUUGCAAACAGUAUGUGAAGCUGUUGAUUCUGGUAAACUGUACUCUGAGGUUGUGGAUAAUCCACGCUUUUGGGGUGAUGAAGGAUACCUCUUAUCAAGAACCUUUUUUGGUGCAAAUAAGUCAAACAUACAAUUCACUAUAGGUGGAUUCAUUGAAAACUGCCGGCAGAACAAACCACUAUUCAAAGCUGGGCCCUUUGAUCAAGCUUUUAAUAUUUCAGACAGGCUGGACAUCAAAAAGUUGCUUGGAAAUGAUACUACAGAGCAGUUUGACAAUUUAAAGGUCAACCUGAGUGAUGUGAAUGUCUUCAGCAAUGAAACCCGCAACAGCCUUAUUCACCUUAGGGAUUCAGGUGUUGAUGAUAUUGAUUUUGGUGCAUUUUUGAAUGAGACCACAAAAGGUAUAACAGCUGUUAAUCUCACAGCAUUUGCCAAGAAUAUCAGUGAUCUUGGUGAUGCAUAUCAGAACGCAGGAAACAUGUUUUCUGGAGUUAAUGCAACUUAUGCAGCUGAGGCUUAUAGACUGGGAAACAAGUCACAUGACACUGCCCAGGCCCUGCGCAAUUUACAGGAGGAUGUAGUCAAGGAUAUGGAAAUUAAAUCAAAAGAGUUAGAUACAAACGUGAAGGAACUGCGAACCAUUGGUGGAACACUAGCAAACAACACUUUAGGAAAAGCAGAGGAGGCAGAGAAAUUUCUUCAUACUCGAUCAGCUUCUAACAUCAACAAAAUUGUAGAAGGGUACACGGAGCGAGUGUUAGGUUGGGGAUUUCAAUUCACAGACCACAUUGAGUACCUUCUAAACAACCAAUUGGCCAAAUGUCAGCCUGUGGCGAACAUUUAUGAUGCAACUAUUGUUAUAAUCUGCAAGCAAGCCCUGUACCCAUUUAAUGGUUUCUGGUUCUCCAUUGGAUAUUGUCUGUUCUUUUUCAUUCCUGCAAUAAUUUUCUGUGUUAAACUUGCUAAACAUUACCGCAGAAUGGAUUAUGAGAGUGACUUUGAUCAGGGACUCGAGUCGGAGAUGUUUGAAAUGGGGGGACAGCAUUAUCCGUCAGCCCCACCCCAUUACCCCGCGGCCAGCGAAAAGAAACAGUGGGCUAACCCCAAAAAUGCUGUCUAUCCCCAGGCUCCUCCAAGCAGAUACUAGCGCGGUGGAUAUCAGAACGGGACUAACCGCUACUAAAAAACUUCAGCUGGAAGAACAAGAGUUCCAUUCGAAAUCAAUGUGCAGAGUAAAUUUUACACCAACAGGUUACAUACGGAUUGAUUAGUCAACAAAUAGAUCAUCUACCUGAAGAUAAUGAAAUUAGUUUGUAUUUAAAGUUAAUUUAGUGUAACUCAGUAUUUUUCUUGACUACACAGCGCUAGAUUGUGAUUCCACAUCAGAGGCAUUUGCUUCCAAGCUUAUGUUUGGUAAGAGGGGGGGCGUGGUCAAAAGACAGGUGUGUAUGGUGGAAGUCCAAUCAGAGGUUCCUGAUUUUCUUUUUCCGUUAUUUUUUUCGUGAGGG